UUCCGGCUCAGCCACGGGAGGUUAAUGGCGUCGGCGGAGCCUCUUGUGCUGCUUGGAGGGUCGAAGCGGUUCCUGGGAGACAAAGAAGAUGCCAAGACGAUUACUGUGGAAAACAGAAACUGAGAAGCAGCUUUAAAAAGGAUAAGUCAUCAAACAUUUUUUUUACUUCCUCUGGAUAGUGAAAACCACUUUUUAUUCCUCACCAGAUGAGAGACAAGGGAGAGAAUAACAAGAACAAACUUUUGAGCUGGAAAAAAUAGAGUAUAUGGACUUGAAGUAAACUUUACACGAGAAGGCAAGGAAGAUAAUUUCCAACUAAAGAAAAAGUGGGAAAUUCCUAGAAGUCAUAGAAGAGAAAAGGUCACUUAGAUAGCCAAAUUGGACAGGCAUUAUUUAAAGCCUUUGAGGAAGGAAAUAAUGGCUUCAAUCAAAGAAAUUCCAAGUAAGAGAUCAGAAAUAUUUUUGGUCUCCACAAAAAUCCAAUAAUAUCAGUGUUGGAAAAACAACACAGUCAGCUUAAUGUGGGGAAAAAACAGACUGUAGAUCACAGCUGACUAUGCAUAAGAGGAUCCACCAAAUGAAAAGCCAUAGAAAUGUUUGGAAUGCGGCAAAAGCUUUACUCCGAAAAGCUUCCUCAUGAUUGAUGGAAGGACCCAUACUAGAGAGAAGCUCUACUAGUGCUCCCAAUGUGACAGAAGCUUUACAAUGCACACCAAUGUAGUGAGACAGAAGGGGACUUGCACUGGAGAGAAACAUUUUGAAUGUCCUGAUUGUGGAAAAAGUUUCACAUGGAAUUCUGCGCUGGUGAAACACAAGAGGACUCACACGGGAGAGAAACCAUAUGAGUGCCCAGAUUGUGGGAAAAGUUUCAGUCAGAAUUCCAAUCUGGCGAGACAUCGGAGGACUCACACAGGAGAAAAACCAUAUGAGUGUUCGGAUUGUGGAAAAAGUUUCCUGGAUAUUUCCAACCUGAUAAAACAUCAGAGGACUCACACAGGAGAAAAACCAUACGAGUGUCUAUAUUGUGGGAAAUGUUUCUGUCAGAAUUCCCACCUGGUGGAACAUCAGAGAACUCACACAGGAGAAAAACCGUAUGAGUGCCCUGAUUGUAGGAAAUGUUUCAGGUUGAAUUCCCACCUGAUAGAACACCAGAGGACUCACACAGGGGAGAAACCAUAUAAAUGUGUAGAUUGUGGGAAAAGUUUCUAUCGGAAUUCUCACCUGGUGGUACAUCAGAGAACUCAUACUGGAGACAAGCAGUAUCAGUGUCUGGAUUGUGGAAAAAAAUUCAGUCGGAAGUCUGGCCUGGUUUUACACCAGAUGACUCAUACAGGAGAAAAAUUACAUGAGUGUCUGUUUUGUGGGAAAAGUUUCAUUCAGAAUUAUGAAUUGGUUAUACACCAGAGGACUCACACAGGAGAAAAACCAUAUGAAUGUGUUGAAUGUGGGAAACGUUUCUGUCGGAAAUCCAGUUUGGUGAUACACUGGAGGACUCACACAGGAGAGAAACUGUAUGAGUGUCCAGAUUGUGGGAAAAGUUUCAUUCAGAAUGCCAAGCUGGUGAUGCACCAGAGAACUCACACAGGAGAAAAACCAUAUCAAUGUCCAGAUUGUGGCAAAAAUUUCAGUCAGAAUUCUUACCUGGUGAAACACCAGAGGACUCAUACUGGAGAAAAACCGUAUGAGUGUCUUGAAUGUGGGAAAAAUUUCAGUUGGAAUUCCAGUUUGGUGAUACAUGAGAGAACUCACACAGGAGAGAAACCAUAUGAAUGUCCUGAUUGUGGGAAAGAUUUCAGUACUAGGUCUAGCCUUAUAAAUCAUGUAAGGUUACACAUAGGGGAGUAAUCAUUCAAAUACCCAGAUUGCAGAC
Molecule: messenger RNA, 1870 nt
Organism: Pseudonaja textilis
Lineage: Eukaryota; Metazoa; Chordata; Lepidosauria; Squamata; Elapidae
Biological process (GO): regulation of transcription by RNA polymerase II
Cellular component (GO): nucleus
Molecular function (GO): RNA polymerase II transcription regulatory region sequence-specific DNA binding; DNA-binding transcription factor activity, RNA polymerase II-specific
Source: RefSeq, a predicted model, not a curated record